AUGCUGGACAUGGGAGAUAGGAAAGAGGUGAAAAUGAUCCCCAAGUCCUCGUUCAGCAUCAACAGCCUGGUGCCAGAGGCGGUCCAGAACGACAACCACCACGCGAGCCACGGCCACCACAACAGCCACCACCCCCAGCACCACCACCACCACCACCACCACCACCACCACCCGCCGCCGCCGCCCGCCCCGCAACCGCCGCCGCCGCCGCCACAGCAGCAACCGCCGCCGCCGCCGCCGCCCCCGGCACGGGGCGCCCCGGCCGCCGACGACGACAAGGGCCCCCAGCAGCUGCUGCUCCCGCCGCCGCCGCCGCCGCCCCCGGCCGCCGCCCUGGACGGGGCCAAAGCGGACGGGUUGGGCGGCAAGGGCGAGCCGGGCGGCGGGCCCGGGGAGCUGGCGCCCGUCGGGCCGGACGAGAAAGAGAAGGGCGCCGGCGCCGGGGGGGAGGAGAAGAAGGGGGCGGGCGAGGGCGGCAAGGACGGGGAGGGGGGCAAGGAGGGCGAGAAGAAGAACGGCAAGUACGAGAAGCCGCCGUUCAGCUACAACGCGCUCAUCAUGAUGGCCAUCCGGCAGAGCCCCGAGAAGCGGCUCACGCUCAAUGGCAUCUACGAGUUCAUCAUGAAGAACUUCCCCUACUACCGCGAGAACAAGCAGGGCUGGCAGAACUCCAUUCGCCACAACCUGUCCCUCAACAAGUGCUUCGUGAAGGUGCCGCGCCACUAUGACGACCCGGGCAAGGGCAACUACUGGAUGCUGGACCCCUCGAGCGACGACGUGUUCAUCGGCGGCACCACGGGCAAGCUGCGGCGCCGCUCCACCACGUCGCGGGCCAAGCUGGCCUUCAAGCGCGGGGCGCGCCUCACCUCCACCGGCCUCACCUUCAUGGACCGCGCCGGCUCCCUCUACUGGCCCAUGUCGCCCUUCCUAUCCCUGCACCACCCCCGCGCCAGCAGCACUUUGAGUUACAACGGCACCACGUCGGCCUACCCCAGCCACCCCAUGCCCUACAGCUCCGUGUUGACUCAGAACUCGCUGGGCAACAACCACUCCUUCUCCACAGCCAACGGCCUGAGCGUGGACCGUCUGGUCAACGGGGAGAUCCCGUACGCCACGCACCACCUCACGGCCGCCGCGCUCGCCGCCUCGGUGCCCUGCGGCCUGUCGGUGCCCUGCUCCGGGACCUACUCCCUCAACCCCUGCUCGGUCAACCUGCUCGCGGGCCAGACCAGUUACUUUUUCCCCCACGUCCCGCACCCGUCAAUGACUUCGCAGAGCAGCACGUCCAUGAGCGCCCGGGCCGCGUCCUCGUCCACGUCUCCGCAGGCCCCCUCGACCCUGCCCUGUGAGUCUUUAAGACCCUCUUUGCCAAGUUUCACGACGGGACUGUCCGGGGGACUGUCUGAUUAUUUCACACAUCAAAAUCAGGGGUCUUCUUCCAACCCUUUAAUACAUUAA
Messenger RNA from Eubalaena glacialis (North Atlantic right whale), 1458 nucleotides. It is a transcript of the gene FOXG1, whose product is annotated as forkhead box G1. Gene Ontology annotation, cellular component: nucleus. The record is from RefSeq and is a predicted model, not a curated record. The transcript has a single exon. The coding region runs from base 1 to 1458 and encodes 485 amino acids. NCBI's taxonomy places the organism in Eukaryota, Metazoa, Chordata, Mammalia, Artiodactyla, Balaenidae. Gene Ontology annotation, biological process: regulation of transcription by RNA polymerase II. Gene Ontology annotation, molecular function: sequence-specific double-stranded DNA binding; DNA-binding transcription factor activity.